UCUGCCAAAAUUUCGUCGUUACAAUUACUUUAUUCUACUUUGGUAUUCUUUCCACAUCUCGUCCAUACAUCAGUACCGUUUCGGGUGCGGCGAGAUAGUGCCGAUGAUGAAUUGGCGACAUCACACGAAUGCUAUCAUCGGUAUACCGAAGACAAUCAUCACAAAAUCUUCUCAGCAUUUUUACAUCGGAAGAACUCGUCACACUACUCACCAAUCGCACCAUCCUAUCAACAAGCGCUGUUGAAGUUACAGCUAAACGGCUUGAGACAUGGCGAACAAAUCACAACCAGUUCGACGUCAUGUAACAGUAAAAAGCUGGAAGUUGUCAGCGCAGAGACGCCACUGAGAGAAAGAGCAUUGUGCAAAUUCGAAUACAUUCUCAAUUACAACCCAAGACGACUUCCUGCAGCGCUGACAGAGGUGAAGUGUAGUUGUCAUCGGUCAAAUUCGAAACUUGUCGGCAAGCGAAUAUUCGAGUGUGAACACUUACGAUAUCAAGUACGAGUGUUAAUGUUUGACGAGACCUGCAACACGUUUCGAGAGCAUAUAGAAACCAUCGCACUGGCUUGCAUACCAGUCAUACAGGCGAACGCAAAUGCUGAUGGCGAAGCCGAAUUCAUGUUCCCGAUUAAAGCCGAAGUACCGGUG
Molecule: messenger RNA, 648 nt
Organism: Ostertagia ostertagi
Lineage: Eukaryota; Metazoa; Nematoda; Chromadorea; Rhabditida; Trichostrongylidae
Source: the annotation of a GenBank genome assembly